Messenger RNA from Onthophagus taurus, 3464 nucleotides. Its product is annotated as E3 ubiquitin-protein ligase MARCHF6. The record is from RefSeq and is a predicted model, not a curated record. NCBI's taxonomy places the organism in Eukaryota, Metazoa, Arthropoda, Insecta, Coleoptera, Scarabaeidae. Gene Ontology annotation, molecular function: zinc ion binding. Gene Ontology annotation, cellular component: endoplasmic reticulum membrane. Gene Ontology annotation, biological process: ERAD pathway.
GUUAUUUUAUUAAGUGUCACUUGUCAAAAAAAAGUACGUGUUUUUCUUCGAUAAAAGUGUAAAAAUCUGAGUUUCGAAGCGAAAUGGGACGUUUUUAUUGAGAUUAAUCUCUUUUUUACCGGAAAUGAUGUCUUAAUUAAUUAGAGUCGAUUAAUUAAUUAAUUAAUUGAUUAUGGAUCAACAAGAUUGUACCGAAAAUAUAUGUAGAGUGUGUCGUUCGGAAGAAGUCCCCGAUCGGCCGCUUUUCCACCCUUGCAUUUGUACCGGCACAAUUAAAUUUAUCCAUCAGGAGUGCCUCCUACAAUGGAUGCGGUAUUCCCGGAAAGAAUAUUGCGAAUUAUGUGGUUACCGCUUUUCGUUUACUCCGAUUUAUUCGCCGGAUAUGCCCCGGAGACUCCCUUUACGCGACCUUGCAAUCGGUUUUUUAACUUCGAUUAUAACCGCGGCGAAAUAUUGGUUGCAUUAUACUUUAGUGGCGGUGGCUUGGUUGGGGGUUGUGCCGCUUACGGCGUGUCGAAUAUACCAAUUUGUGUUUUCGGGGAACAUCGAGGUUAUAAUAACCACAGAGAAUAUAGCAGGGGACAUUUUCCAUGGAUGUUUUGUUGUAACUUGCACUUUAUUUACUUUUAUUGGCUUGGUUUGGUUGAGAGAGCAAGUUUUGCAUGGAGGGGGGCCGAAUUGGUUGGGGGAAAACGAAAAUGUCCCUGAAAAUGAGAACAUAGUUGAAGUGUUAUUACCCAAUAAUAACGAAGAAAACUUGCUAAAUCAAGAAAAUAUUGAAGAAAACGAAAUUGUGGAUAAUGAAGAGAAUAAUGAGAAUAAUUGGAUCCCUAUGGAGUGGGAUCGCGCGGCGGAAGAAGUGACUUGGGAGCGACUUUUGGGGUUAGAUGGAUCCUUAGCUUUCUUGGAGCACGUUUUUUGGGUCUUAUCCCUUAAUAGUUUGUUUAUAUUGAUAUUUGCGUUCACCCCUUAUCACAUUGGGAUGAUCUUUUUAUCCUCCCUUAACUUAAAAACGGCGAAUUUUCACUUCGAGGGGCUUUUAACGACACUUUUGGGCUACUUUUUUAUUGGGUUCUUAUUGAUUUUGUUGCAUUACAUCGCCGCGUUGUUUGGGUUGCAGAAAGCAAGGCGAAUACUCGGACUAUGCUAUGUUGUAGUCAAGGUUUCAAUGCUAUCAGUCGUUGAAAUCGGGAUUUUGCCGCUAAUUUGCGGAUGGUGGCUGGAUAUUUGCUCCUUGGCUAUGUUUGAUGCAACCUUAAAGGACCGCGAAUUGAGUUUUAAGCUAGCCCCAGGAACCUCGAUCUUUAUACAUUGGCUAAUAGGCAUGGUCUAUGUUUAUUAUUUUGCAAGCUUCGUUUUAUUAUUGCGCGAAAUUUUGCGCCCGGGCGUUUUAUGGUUCUUGCGCAACUUAAACGACCCCGAUUUUAGCCCAAUUCAAGAAAUGAUACACUUACCCAUACUAAGACACGUGCGCCGAUUAAUCUUAUCCGCGAUUAUUUUCGGCAGCGCCGUUAUGUUGAUGAUUUGGGUCCCAAUUCGCGUCCUAAAAGCUUUCUUCCCAUCCUUUUUACCCUACACUGUAUCCCUAAGCGGGGGCGAAAGCCAAGUGAACGAGCUAUCAUUAGAGUUAUUAUUGUUACAAGUGAUUUUACCCGCGCUGUUGGAGCAAAGCCACACGAGAAAUUGGUUAAAAAAGUUCGUUAAAAGUUGGUGCAAAGUGAUUUCGUGGUGUUUAGGACUCGGCUCAUACCUCUUAGGCGACGAAAACGAAGCAAAUCAAGACGAACAAAACCGCGAUGAGAACCAACAAGAUCCACCUGGGGGCGAAAAUGAACCGAACGAAGCCGAAAAUGAACGAGUCGAAGUCGAAAAUGAAGAUGAUGACGAAAACGACGAAGAUAAUCACCCAACUUUAUUCAUGAGAGUUGCGUAUCAUCAAAACGAAGCGGAAAAUUCACAAGAACUCGCCGGGAAUAGCUCAAAACAAGUUGAAAAUCAAGAAAUAAACGAAAAUGGGGUUCAAAAUCACCAAAUUGAACCAAACGAAAUCGAUGAACACCAAGAUCAAGAAAAUCCAAAUUUAAUACAAAACCCUGUCCCAAAUCAAAAUCAAAAUCCUCGCCAAAAUAACCCAAAUCAAGCUCAAAAUGAUUUUCAACCGGAAGUGAUUGGAGGUGGUUUAGGUGCGGUACAUCACGCCCUCUUGCUUCGCGAAGGUCGAACCGGUUACCAACCGUACGAAAAGCCGAAUUUUUUCGCGUUAAAACUCCUUUUAUUGGUAACGUUAAUUUCGAUAACUUUAAUAUUAACCAGUUUAUUAGCCCUAACGAUUCCCGUUUAUUUGGGUCGAAAAAUAAUGUCGUUUUGGUUUAUUAAUUCGUUACCGAUCAACUCGUCUACUCAUCGGCAGAUGGCAGUCGUUCAAACGGGGGUUAAAAUUUAUGAAUUGUAUACGGCUGCGUGUGGGACUUAUUUUUGUUGGUUGAUAGCGCGCGGGACUUCGUUAAUUUUCGGGUUUUUGCCGCAAGGUCGAAAAGAGAUUUUUGAGAAGUUAAAAAAUUGGUUUUUGAUCGGUGCGAAAAUGUUUAUUUCGGGGGUGAUUUUGUUGGGGUUGAUUCCGUUUUUGUUUGGGUUGUUGUUGGAGUUGGUGAUUAUUGUACCUUUAAGGGUGCCGAUUUAUCAAACGCCCGUAUUUUUUGUUUGGCAAGAUUGGGCGUUGGGCGUUUUGUAUACAAAAAUAGCCUGCGCUAUCACUAUGAUGGGUCCGGAUUGGUGGUUAAAAACCGCGAUCGAAAGGGUUUAUCGGGAUGGGUUGAGAGAAAUGCAAUUAAAGGUUGUUUUAAAGGAUUUAGCGGGGCCGGUUUUGGUUUGUUUUGGGUUGUUUUUAGCUGUUCCGUACGUUUUGGCGUAUUCUUUAGCGCCCAUUUUUAUCGUUAAUAUUCAGAUAAGGAUUUUAAUUGCGAGGAGAAUCUAUCCGUUUUUACUUUUAAUGGGAAUCGGAGCGUUUGCCGUUAUUUUGCAAAUACGGCAAUUAAAAAGAUUAUAUGAACAUAUUAAAAAUGAUAAAUAUUUGGUUGGGCAAAGGUUGGUUAAUUAUAAUCAUAGAUAAUUUUGUUGAAAACUUUUAUUAUUAAUUUUUGAUAAAAUAAUUCAUUUUUCUGUUUAAAAUCAAAAAUUUUUGUUAUUAAUUGAUUGAUUAAUUAUUUUUCGAUUUGUGUAUAUAAUGUUAUAAUUUAUGUUCUGGUUAAUCUUUUUUUAUUGUAUUAAUUGUAAUUAGUUUGGUUUAUACAGGAUUUUUUCUUGAUUAGAUGAUUUAUUGAACCAUCCUGUAUAUAUAUCUUUUGUUGUAAAUAUAUAGUAAAAUGAGAACGCGGUUAAUUUAGCUAUUAAUAAGUAUUUCUAUUGUAUUGAAAAUGAAAAGAUGUAAAAAAUAAAUAAAAAAGGAAUAAAUUGAACAAUUCAAA